UGGGAGGCGAGCAGCGAGCAGAUAGACCGGGGGCUGCUCAUGGAGCGGGACCCCAUCCUGUUCUAUGAAGAGCUGCCGCUGUACGAGUCCGACCUGGACGACAACGGCGUGUGCUGCGUGUCGUUGAAGCUGCGUGUGAUGCCCCGCUGCUGGCUGGUGCUGCUGCGCUGCUGGGUGCGGGUGGACGGGUGCAUGGUGCGGCUGAGGGAGACGAGGCUGUUCUGCAGGCAUGACAAGCCGGAGAAGCGGCUGGAGGUGCUGCAGGAGGUGAAGCACUGCGAGGGCGACUUUGCCAGCCUGCGGGCGCAGGGGGCGCCGGAGGAGGGGCCCGCG
Astrephomene gubernaculifera is the source of this 333-nucleotide messenger RNA. NCBI's taxonomy places the organism in Eukaryota, Viridiplantae, Chlorophyta, Chlorophyceae, Chlamydomonadales, Astrephomenaceae. The record is from the annotation of a GenBank genome assembly.